AUCUUAUCUUAAUAGUUCAGUAUAAAAGUGAACUUCGUUCGAGCAACAUCUAAAUUUGAAGCAAGAAGAAUUAAAAAAUAUCUGUUUUAAAUCUUCAUAAGUUUCUUAAAAGUGAAUCAAUUUAAUUCUGUAAUAUGGAAAAUAAUUCUGAAAAUAUGGAAUCGUCCAUUGAAAACGUGAAAAAACCCACGCCUAUUCAGAAUUUCUAUAAUGGUCAGAGUAUUUUCAUUACUGGUGGAACAGGAUUUAUCGGCAAAUUAUUAAUAGAAAAAUUGUUAAGAGGAUGUCCAGAUAUCAUCUGCAUUUACGUUAUGAUACGUCCCAAGAAAGAAAAAAAUCUAUCCCAACGAAUGAAAGAACUUAUCGAAGAUUCAUUAUUUUCCACAUUGAAGAAGACGCAGCCAACAUUUGAAAAUCGUUUAGUCGCCAUCAAGGGAGAUUGUAGCUUGCCAAAUCUCGGUAUUAACAUCCAAAGUCUAAAUGAUCUAAUCAAUUUAUCCAAAGAAAUGCCGAAACUGAAGAGUUUCGUCCACGUAUCUACGGCAUUUGCAAAUUGUAUUCACGAUCUGAUCGAGGAAAAAUUUUAUGAUCCGCCGAUGGAUGCAGACCAAAUAUUCGAUUUGACAAACUAUAUGGAUGAAAAAUUGCUUGACGACACUACAUCGCAAUUAAUUGGAACGUAUCCGAAUAUCUAUGUGUUCACGAAAUCAAUUGCAGAGAGUGUGGUAAGAAAGCAUGUGGAUUCGAUGCCGAUUGGUAUCUUCCGUCCUGCAAUUGUAAUAUCAACGUAUCAAGAACCUAUUCCAGGUUGGAUUGAUAAUACUUAUGGACCAAUAGGAAUUACAGCAGGCGUACUAAUGGGAUUGAUGCGAACUCAUUAUUGCGAUAGAACGGUAAAAGCAAAUUUCGUUCCCGCAGAUCUGACAGUCAAUGGUCUAAUAGUUAGUGCCUGGGACAUUGCAAAUAAUCGAAGAUUUAAGAAAGACCUUCCCGUAUACAAUUACGUAUCUGAUGAUAAUUCAAUCACUUAUGGCGUAUUUCUAGAAAUGAUACAUAAAUAUGGAGAAUUGAUACCAUCUGAAAAGGCAGUUUGGUGCCACAGCUUGAUAAUAACAAAAUAUCGGCUGGUCCAUCUUUUCUACAUAUACUUUCUACAUUUAUUACCAGCUGCAAUAAUAGAUACGAUCGCAGUGUGUGCAGGUAAACAGCCAAGGUUACGCAGAAUAUAUAAUAAAAUUCACAAAAUGUCGGAUGCUCUUGGUUAUUUUUCUACGAUGAAAUGGACGUAUACUAAUGAAAGAUGGAACAAAGUGAUAGCGAAGUUAUCGCCUGAAGAUCGCGAAUUAUUCUUUUGUGAUAUAAAAGACCUCGUUUGGGGUGCUUAUUUUCCAACAUAUUUCUUAGGUAUAAGAAAAUAUAUCUUCAAGGAUCCCAUUGAAACACUCCGACAAGCUCGUAUAAAAUGGCUUAGGUUUUAUUGGAUAUGUCAAACUUUAAAAAUUCUUAUUGUCUGCGUCUUUCUGGUGAUCAUAUGGGCUACGUUUGCCGGGGUUUCCUAACGUUUGGAUCAUUCUAAAGGAAGCAAAGAUAACAAUAAAGGGAGGAAAAGAAAUAAUCAUAACUUGUACAAAUCAAUGACUUCUUUUGUAUCAUUUGAAUGUAUCUACAAUAAAGCUACCACACAUUUUUGUCUAAUAAU
Messenger RNA from Vespula pensylvanica (western yellowjacket), 1699 nucleotides. RefSeq names its product fatty acyl-CoA reductase wat-like. Gene Ontology annotation, molecular function: alcohol-forming very long-chain fatty acyl-CoA reductase (NADP+) activity. The transcript is spliced from 10 exons. The record is from RefSeq and is a predicted model, not a curated record. Gene Ontology annotation, biological process: long-chain fatty-acyl-CoA metabolic process. Bases 135 to 1559 code for a protein of 474 amino acids. Gene Ontology annotation, cellular component: peroxisome. NCBI's taxonomy places the organism in Eukaryota, Metazoa, Arthropoda, Insecta, Hymenoptera, Vespidae.